Molecule: messenger RNA, 1325 nt
Organism: Eupeodes corollae
Lineage: Eukaryota; Metazoa; Arthropoda; Insecta; Diptera; Syrphidae
Gene: Capa
Product: cardio acceleratory peptide 2b
Exons: 4
Coding region: 250-696 (148 amino acids)
Source: RefSeq, a predicted model, not a curated record
CUUUCGAGGCAAGAACUCAAAAGUGCCAGUUGCUCUUUGGGGUUCAUACAAAAAAUAAGACACAAGAAAAAGAUAAAAGGAUUUCCUGAAACCAAACACGACCACGGAUAAAACAGUGUUAAGUUAAUUUUGUGAAAGAAGUAACAUAAAAAUUGUAUUCGCGGUUGGUGAUAUCUAAGGAAUAAACUAAGUUUAUUUUUGUGAUAAAUCUAAUUUAUAAAGCUAACAAAAAACAACACACUUUCAAAAAUGAAAUUCAGUGAAAAUAUGAUGCUCUGCUCAUUUCUGCUAACAGCUUUGCUUUUUAGCUCAUCAUCAGCCGAAGUUGAACAGAGUAAAACUCGACGAGGAGGUGGAGGUACUGCUGGCCUAUUUGCUUUUCCCCGUGUUGGACGCAGUGAUCCUAGUCUUUCAGAACAAACUGGAGGCUAUGAUAACUUAUUUCCAGCUUCAUAUGAAGAAUAUGAUGAAUAUCCAAAAAUUUCGGAAAUGAAAAGGGCAAAAAUGGUUGCUUUCCCAAGAGUUGGCAGAUCUGAUUCACAACUGAGGAAUUGGGCACGCAUGGCUGCUUUGCAACAAUCCUUGGACAAACGAACUGCACCAAGUGCUAAUUCGGGAUUAUGGUUUGGACCAAGACUAGGACGAAUUCAAAAGCGAAGCAUUAUGGAUGAUGAACAUAAAACUGAACAAUUGUAAAGAUCCUGCGCAAUAUAUCCUUGACUCUCCCUGGCAUAAUAAAAACAUGAUUAAGUAAAAACCAUUAUAUGAAAACACUGCUGACAAACAUAAAAAUAAAGAAGAAAAUCCCAAAAAAAAACAACAAUACUUAUACUAAAUUAAAUAACAAUAAAUAUAUUUUAAUAAUUAUAAAUUUUGUUAAUGCAUACAUUUAAUACACAUAUAUAUAUAAAUUAAUAUUUAAAAAAGAAGAGAUCAAUUAAAUAAUAUUAACACAUACAAUACAUUUGUAAUAUAUAAAACCUCAUUAAAAUAUAAAUUCUAAAUAAAAUGAAUGCACUUUGUAAUAAAAAUUGACAACCAACUUAACGAAAGGAAACAAUACAUUUUUUUAAAUCAGGCUGGAUAAGAUUUUUCGAACUAUAAGAAUGUAAAAUUUCUUAUGGUGAAAAUCUUGGUUUUAAAAAUUGUAUAAACAAAUAUUUUAUUACAAAAUGUCAUUGGUUUCAUAUAAUAAUAUAUGGUAAUCAUUUAUUAUGCCUUAUUAUUUCAAUUUCAUGUAAAAACAUUAAAUUUAUUAUACCCAUGCGUAAAUGUUAUAAUAUUUUGAAAAACUAAGUUGCAAAAAUGUAUAAUUAUAUAUUGUU